Messenger RNA from Bacillus rossius redtenbacheri, 3748 nucleotides. RefSeq names its product threonine aspartase 1 (gene Tasp1). The record is from RefSeq and is a predicted model, not a curated record. NCBI's taxonomy places the organism in Eukaryota, Metazoa, Arthropoda, Insecta, Phasmatodea, Bacillidae. The coding region runs from base 193 to 1299 and encodes 368 amino acids. The transcript has 9 exons. Gene Ontology annotation, molecular function: beta-aspartyl-peptidase activity; threonine-type endopeptidase activity; asparaginase activity. Gene Ontology annotation, biological process: protein maturation. Gene Ontology annotation, cellular component: cytoplasm.
GUAUUCCUUGUAUGCCGUUUCGUGUAAACAGUAAUUACGGAGUGUAAUGAAGUGCCAAGAUAGUGUAUUAUACUGCAGAAAAGUUUUGUAUGAAUGCAUAGAACCAAAUAUUGUAGAAGGUUAUUUGAUGUAACGUAAUUUUUGUUUAUGCACUUGUUUUCGUUUGAGAUGUAAACACGAAUAGUUGACUUGAUGGAAGGUUUUAUUGGAUUACAUAUUGGAGCCGGUGAUCACUCGCUGAAGCUGUAUCCGGAAUAUAAGAAGCUUUGCCAAGCAGCAUGCAGAAAGGGCAUGUCGCUGGUACGGGCGGGCAGCCCCGCGCUGCAGGCGGCCGUGGCGGCCACGGCGGUGCUGGAGGACUCGGCCCUCACCAACGCCGGCUACGGCUCCACCCUCAACUGGGAGGGCGGGGUGGAGUGCGACGCGAGCGUCAUGGACGGGGCGUCGCUGCGCCACGGGGCCGUGGGGGCCGUGCCCGGGGUGAGGAACCCCGUGUGCCUGGCGCACCGCCUGUGCCGCGAGCAGGAGCGCCCGACGCUGCUGGGCGAGCGCACUCCCCCCAGCAUGCUUGUAGGCAUAGGCGCUCGCAAGUGGGCGGAGCUUGCGGGUAUCGAAACUGUCCCUGAAAGGAGCCUCAUUUCUGCAAGAGCUUCAAGAAGGUACCAGCACUACAAGAAGAAACUGGAGGUACUUGGAAUGUUGAAAAAUAAGGUCUUGACUCCACUGGACACGGUGGGCACCUUGUGUGUGGACUCCGAGGGCCACGUGGCUUCCGCGUGUUCCAGCGGGGGCAUAGCCCUCAAGUGCCCGGGCCGGGUGGGGCAGGCGGGGGUGCACGGGGGCGGCUGCUGGGCCCAGGACGCAGAGGGGGCCCGCCCCGCCGUGGCCGCCUGCACCUCGGGCAGCGGGGAGCACCUGGUCAGCACGCUGCUCGCCCGCGAGGCAGCCCGGGACCUCAUGACGCCCCUCUCGGGGUCCGGCGUCGUGGCCCUGCACGACUGCUUCCGGCACAAGUUCCUGGGCUCGCGUUUCCUGAAGGAUGUGCCAGAGGACAGCCGGCUGGGAGGGGCCAUCGUCGUCAGGAGCUGCUCAGCGGACGGAGAGUUCCUGUGGGCCCACACCACUAACAAGAUGGUCGUUGCCUUCAUGAGUGCCGCGGACAAGAAGCCUACCGUGCGUGUGUCGAUGCUGCCGGCGAGGGCGCAGCAGGGCAGGGUGGUCUCCGUGGAGGGCGUGGCCUUCAAGAGCCCCGCCCCGGCGGGCUCCGGUGGCGACAGCGAGGGGGAGCUGCUCCUCUGAGCCGCCUGCCGUGUAUCUUGUGUCAAUGGAUUUCUUAACAACAGUGUAGCUUUUUCCUUUCCGACAGUGUUGCCGGGACGGUGUUCUACGUGGGGUAGCCAUUUCAUGGUGAACCAUGGACGUUUAGUAGUGCAGUAACCACAAUCUCAUUGACCCGUUGGGGGAAGAGAUCCUCUCUCACGGAGAAUAGCUAACGAUUACAAGUGUUUUAUCGCAUAAUCGUCGCACAUUUUACACUUAAAUCAAGUUUGAAAAGUAGGAAUGCAAUUUUUAUGAGAAAAUUUUUUUUUUUUUUUGUUUGGUACAGUUAUUCAUAAAAACAAAACCCAUUCAUGGAAAGUACAUUUAUUUAGAAAGUAGAGUAUACAAAAGCAUGCCAAACAAUUUAAAUUAAUAAGUCAUGCAACAAAAAUCUUUCUUCAACUUUAAAUAGAAAAACAAAAUCUGUGACCUACAUGCGAGCCUGAACUAACGUCUUUGAAUAUAUAUACUGUAUAGAAGUCGCCAGCCCAGGUUAAAAUUUCUAAUACGGUUUUGAGGUAGUUGGUUAAUUCACCGCCGCAAUCGCCACCAUCUCUAGGGCAUCGACUUGUGGUGGUCCCUAGCGGACAAGUGUCGAACUCUUCAAACACCCCUUCCCCCUCCCGUUGAACGACGUUGAGCUGCAGUGAAUGAUGGGUGAGGGGUGCGGGGAAUGACAGCGGGCGACAGCGCUGCGCUCUAACGUGUAAAUAACAACUAAGACGAUACAGGGCGUUACGGCAGCGCACUGCAGCGGCGAAGUUCCCAAGCUGCUCAUCAUACGCUUCUGAAAAACGUAGAGUAAAUCCUAUCCACUCGCGACUUCUAUACAGUAUAUAUAUUCAAAGCUAACGUAUAACUAUCGUUGUAGUACACACUUACCACAAAAGAGUGCGGACCAUCGUUGCAUGCAAUCAGCGAGAUAUUGAUAUUCGACUACGUGUGCACGCUCUAUAUGGGAAGCAACAUAACCAAACCAUGAAUGAUGCCAACUAGAGCUGGCUACAUUAUUAUAAGGGGUACACCGCAGCGACACAGACCCUGAAUAAAUAUUAGAUUUCUACUUUAUAACACAUUGUUUUAUACGGAAAAGAUACCUACACAAAGCACUCGGAAUCUAAUAGCGGGACCAAAAAAAUCAUGCGAAGGUUAUGCGAGAGGUUUUUGUAUCCAAAUUUUGACGCUUUAAAAUAGAGGUGCGACGAUUAUGCACGUAUGAUGAUUAUAAUUUGUGACAAAAUGAUUUCCCAUGUCAAACUAAAGCUUCAAAAGCAUUAUACCAGCAGAAAUAUUUAGUUACACAUCUAAAAAAAUACUCACAUAACACUGUUUAACAAUACUUAUUUACACAAGUAAUUAAAUUAAUAAUGCAUACAUGAACGAAGAAUAUUUUCUUUUGAAUAUGGCCCGUGGCACGGUGCGCAACAAUAAGUUAAAAUCCCAUUGUGUUUCCCUCUACCCAAAUACUCCCUAAAGUCAGGGGGGCGUCAGGCGCAAGCGGGUCCCUAUCCGUGCAGCAUGGCGGGGUUCAACCUGAGCCGCACGCCGCCACGUGGAGCCCGCCCAAGAAUGCUCCAACGAUCACCGCCCGCACCAAUGGCCCCGGAGUGGGGAUAGCGUGACGUCCCUCCCCAAGAAACAACCACGCACAUGAAAGUGACAGCGCAAGUUUGCUGUCAUUUGUACCCUUCCCUGUCGUCUAUAUCGAUUCUCCAUCAAAUACCUGUUUCCCUCUAAUCCCCUUCUCUACCGGUUUCUCCACUACAUACUUAUCUAUGCGUCUGUCGUUAAUCACAGCUCAUAAAAUCAACCCUAAGGGUGCUUGCACACACACCGGUUUUUUUUCAGUAGUCUGCUCCGAAAAUGUAUCCGAUGCUGGGAGGGGUUUUUGCACAUGCAGCGGUACAGCAUAGCCGGUAGUUAGGCUUCAGCAUUCAUGGUAGAAAUAUGGUCUUCUGUGUGGAACAGAAGUUUUACAUUGCUGCAUUUAUGCCUUAGUCGCAUCUUACUCCAAAGAUGGCAUUUGCUACAUACUACACUGUAAAUAUUUUUUUGUCAAAUUUCAUAUGCAAAGAUUUUGUAAUUUUACAUUUAUGUUGUGUUAUUUUUAAGGAAAAUAACUAUUUACAGUAGGCGUAAUUUUACACAAAUGUUUCUUAAAAAUGUUAAUGUGCUCAAGCUUUGGUAAAAAUACACAAAUAUACAUUGUUAUUACAUUAACUGACAUAUUGCACAUUUGAAUUUAUAGAUAAAAUUAUAUUUUCAAGUGUUAAGUUGUUCAAUGUCCUGGCUGGUUUUUUGGAGUAUACUGUACUUGUAGAUGCACGCACACACAGUCAUUGCAAGUGUGCAAAAUAUUUGUCAAGAGUCCAUUUAUAACUACCCGUGAACUGCUAAUAAAAUGUCUUUUGCAAUUGUUACAGACAAA